GUGUGUCUAGGGUUCAGCCAGAGGCCUCUGUCCCUGCGUCCCAGCCUGGAGGAUUCCGGGAAAGUCUGUACCAGAGGAUCCAGAAUCCGUGCAGCAGCCUCUACCUGGAUCUCCUGCCUCUGAUUAGGGGACGGUUUCCGGGGAAAACCCAGGGAGGGCAGCCGAGCUGUCUGAUUCUGUGAGCCCUCCCAGUGUUGGGGGCCCCCAACUGGGUGGAGCAGCCACACCUGCUUGAAGUUCUGAGGAAGAGGGCGGAAACAGCCACCAGUGCCGCUCUUGCGAUAGGCUCCUUGGGCCCCUGCGGUCUGCUGGUGGCAGUGGGUCCCACACUCCCUCACUUCCCUAAAUGGGCAACUUCACUUUUAGAACCCAAGGUCCUUCCCUGGUAGACCCAGGUGGCACGUCCUGCGUCGGCCUGGGCCCUCACCUUGGAUCCCCCAGGUGCCCUGGCCCCUUGCUGGGCCUCUGACUGCCCAUCUGAUGGAGCAUGGCCCCCAUGUUCCUGCUGCUGCUGCUAUGGCUACAGGACUGCACCUCAGGUCUCCCCGCUGAGAGCGUGUACAACAAAGUGCAGCACCUGGAAGGGGAGACCCUGUCUGUGCAGUGCUCCUACAAGGGCCGCAAAAACCGCGUGGAGGGCAAGGUUUGGUGCAAGGUCAGGAAGAGGAGGUGUGAGCCUGGAUUUGCCCGGGUCUGGGUGAAGGGGCCGGGUUACCUGCUGCAAGACGACGUCCAGGCCAAGGUGGUCAACAUCACCAUGGGGGCCCUCAAGCGCCAGGACUCGGGCCGGUAUUGGUGCAUGCGCAACAGCUCCGGGAUCCUCUACCCCAUGAUGGGCAUCCAGCUGGAAGUGUCUCCAGGCACUGUUCUAGGUUCUGGGAAUACAGUGGUGAGCAGAACCAGCCACAGUCCUGCCCUAGGAGGGAGGCCAGCCCUCACGACUCAGAGGAGCUCUCCUCUCACACGUCUGGACAUCCUCAAGGGUCGGGUUCUCACGACGGGACCAGCACCCACCUCAGACCCUGACACCUCUUCCACUUCCAGCACAACCCUGUUUAUACCUAGACUCCUCACCUUGGCCAGACUCUUGCCCUCCACUGCCUCAGGGACCACCGGGCCAACCUCUGUGACCAGCUACAGCUUCAUCAGUACCAGAGCCAUCACCACGGGACCCACGAAGACCAGGGGACCCACAAAGACCACGGGACCCACGAAGACCACGGGACCCACAAAGACCAUGGGACCCCCACGGGUGACAGUAUCUCCCAGUGAUGCCAGAGCCUCUCCUGCCAUCCCUACAUCCAUCUCCACCACAUCCGGGUACCACAGCAGCCACUCGCCCACCACGGGAAUAUGCCACAACCAAUUACCCUCAUUCAGCGCAGCGAGCGAGCACACAGGGGAGCUGGUCUCCCCCCGCCCUCCCCCCCCGGACUCUGACCCCACCGUGCUGGUGGCCGUGCUGACCUUCCUCCCAGCGCCUGUGAUGAUGGUCAUGGUCUAUGGCUUUUGGAAGAAGAGACACAUGGGAAGUUACAGCCUGUGCAAUGAUUCUGCUGGAGCCUGGGCAGAGCCACCAAGAAGACUAGAGCCCCUGUGGAAGCCGGCUUAGUUUGAGACCACUUAAUGACGGGAUGGGAAUCUUCUCCCAGGGGGACACUAGGAGGCCAGAUGAGGAAUGGAGACCAGGGACUGUCCUGAGGGGAGGGGGACAGCUAAAGCUGCCCUCUUUCCACCCAGGGCCACUGGGUCCUCAGCGUCCUCUGUUCUCGUCAAAUUUCCCCAUCCAUGUGGGGACAAGAGUUGGGGCUCAUGAGUCCUGAGGCAGCUGAUGUUCCAACAGUCCCAUGCUGAAGAGGAGAAGGGACAGUGACUAAGGGAUGGGUCCACAAAGGGGUUGGUAUUAGCAGAUCCCAGAAUUGUCCAAAGCUUCCCAUUUGGCCAUGUGUCCUGUGAUGGGGCCUCUGCCUGCUGCAGCUGCUGGCCCCUGCCCCCCUAGAAGCCUGAAGAGCCCUCACCCUACCACUGCCACCUGCUGCUGGCCCCUCUUGGGAAGCCGAGAGCCCUUGGCUGAAGGCCAGCCUCUGCAGAAGCCGAACUCAGGACUCUCUCCCCAGGAUCCUGCACCUGGGCUUCAGGUCUGAGUUCCCAGAUGGUCCUGAGGACCCAGCAGCCUCCGUCCUCCAUCCUGGGGUGCUCGAAACCCCAGCUCUGCGGAGGGUUCUCACCCACCAGACACUGGUGGAGGGGCUGUGGUUUAGAGUAAGGGGUCACCUCCUCAUCCCCAAAGGGCUUCUGUCCACUGGGAAAAAAAAUGACUCACUUGUGACACAGUGAAGACAACUCAGAGCUACCUCGACCUGGAGAAGUGGCCCAGGAAGGCGCAGGUAGAAUGGGACCCAGGAAGCCUCAGGCCAGGGGUCCACGGCCUGCAGAGCCUGCCUUCCGCUCGUGGCUCCAAGUUGGCCUCCGAUGUCUAGACCCCUGUCCUGGAAUCUCGCAGUGAAGGAUGAGGGAUUCCAUCAGCCUGCAGUGACCGGAAUAGCACCAGGGAUAAGUGUGACAUCUGUACCCUUGGCCUUGGCUCAGGGACCUCCUGGUGAGAGCGCAAACCUCAUGUCAGGAGGGUGACAUAACUAGGGCCUUGGUAGGCAGCUGGAGGAGCACCACAGGAUGGCUGUAAGAAGAGGGGACAAUGCAGAGAGGGACACCUCUUCCAUUCAUCCAGCAGAGGGCAGAAGGAGGAUUCAGGUUGAGCAACUGACAGAACUGGUCCCAGGACGGACGGACAGACAGAUAGACAGACACACACACACACACACACACAAACACACACACACACACACACACGAUGACCUCAGUCUGGUCAGCAAGCAACCUGCUAAGAGCCACUGCCCUGGCGUGUGACUAGGAAGGGCUUAACUUAUCUGGGGAAAAUGGCUUCUGGAGACCCCACCACCACUGGUGACCCUUUGCCAGCAUCACUGACAGUCCUGAUGGCACCAGCUCCCAGAGAGAGAGGCCCGAUGGGAAGGGCACUGGAGAAGGAGUCAGGGAUGGGGACCAGUGAUGCCAUUGUCACUGUGUGACCCUGAGCAAGUCACUAACCCUAUCUGGGCCUCAUUUUCCUCUCUUAUGAAAGGGGACAAUAAUUCCUACCUCUCAAGAUUGUUUUCAAAAUACAACAAAAUGACACCAACACUGCAAA
This is a messenger RNA of Marmota flaviventris (yellow-bellied marmot), 3208 nucleotides long. RefSeq names its product triggering receptor expressed on myeloid cells like 2 (gene Treml2). Gene Ontology annotation, cellular component: cell surface. Gene Ontology annotation, molecular function: signaling receptor activity. NCBI's taxonomy places the organism in Eukaryota, Metazoa, Chordata, Mammalia, Rodentia, Sciuridae. Gene Ontology annotation, biological process: T cell activation. The record is from RefSeq and is a predicted model, not a curated record.